Beta vulgaris subsp. vulgaris (sugar beet) is the source of this 1698-nucleotide messenger RNA. RefSeq names its product actin-11. The transcript is spliced from 5 exons. NCBI's taxonomy places the organism in Eukaryota, Viridiplantae, Streptophyta, Magnoliopsida, Caryophyllales, Amaranthaceae. The coding region runs from base 204 to 1337 and encodes 377 amino acids. Gene Ontology annotation, cellular component: cytoplasm. The record is from RefSeq and is a predicted model, not a curated record.
UCUCAACGUGCUUGGCCACUCGUGAAAUUUGCAAAUUCAAAGGUUCUCCGUUUCUCUCUCACGAACACAUCAAAUUUACUCUCAUUUUCUCCCAAUUUUUAGGGUUUUUUCUUCAUCAAUCUCUCUUCAUUUCUUCAUAUCAUUCUUAUUUUUCUCUCAUUCUUUCUCUAUCAAUCUUGUUCUCCAUUUUCUGGUGAUUUAAAAUGGCUGAUGGUGAGGAUAUUCAGCCCCUUGUUUGUGACAAUGGAACUGGAAUGGUUAAGGCUGGAUUUGCUGGUGAUGAUGCUCCACGAGCUGUGUUUCCUAGCAUUGUUGGUCGUCCCCGUCACACUGGUGUGAUGGUUGGCAUGGGCCAGAAGGAUGCAUAUGUUGGGGAUGAAGCUCAAUCAAAGCGUGGAAUUUUGACCCUGAAAUAUCCGAUUGAGCAUGGUAUUGUUAGCAACUGGGAUGACAUGGAAAAGAUAUGGCAUCACACCUUCUAUAAUGAGCUUCGUGUUGCUCCAGAAGAGCACCCGGUCCUCCUUACUGAAGCCCCUCUCAAUCCUAAGGCAAAUCGUGAAAAGAUGACUCAAAUCAUGUUUGAGACCUUCAAUGCUCCUGCUAUGUAUGUUGCAAUUCAGGCUGUUCUUUCACUGUAUGCUAGUGGUCGUACAACCGGUAUCGUGCUGGACUCUGGGGAUGGUGUCAGCCACACAGUGCCAAUUUAUGAAGGGUAUGCUCUCCCACAUGCCAUCCUUCGUCUCGACCUGGCUGGCCGAGAUCUGACAGACUACAUGAUGAAAAUCCUGACUGAACGUGGGUACUCUUUCACCACCUCAGCUGAGCGAGAAAUUGUGAGGGACAUGAAAGAAAAGCUUGCUUAUAUUGCCCUUGACUACGAGCAGGAGAUGGAGACUGCAAAAACCAGCUCUGCGGUUGAGAAGAGUUUUGAGCUUCCUGAUGGGCAGGUGAUAACCAUUGGUGGUGAGAGAUUCAGAUGCCCUGAGGUUCUCUUCCAACCAUCUUUCAUUGGAAUGGAAGCUGCUGGUAUUCAUGAAACCACCUAUAACUCGAUCAUGAAAUGUGAUGUGGAUAUUAGGAAGGACUUGUAUGGAAACAUUGUACUCAGUGGUGGUACCACCAUGUUUCCUGGUAUUGCUGAUAGAAUGAGCAAGGAAAUCACUGCACUAGCACCGAGCAGCAUGAAGAUUAAGGUUGUGGCACCACCCGAGAGAAAAUACAGUGUCUGGAUCGGUGGGUCUAUCUUGGCAUCACUUAGCACCUUCCAGCAGAUGUGGAUAGCGAAGGCUGAGUAUGAUGAAUCUGGGCCAUCAAUCGUUCACAGGAAGUGCUUCUAAUUUCACCAUUAAAGGCUAAGGUUGGAGUCAGAAACUACUGCCAAAGAGGGGUGUGACUUGCGCCCUCUGAUUUUGAUUGGCGAGCCAAAUUAGUCGGAUAAAUUUUAGUUUUUUCUAUUUAUAAAUUUAUUUAAAAAUCAUUGUAAUGGUUUAGUUUCUUUGUUGGAACCAGGAUCUUGAAGGUGCAAAAAAGUUUAUUUCUAUAAUCCCAAUUCCAAAGCUUGAUUGAAUUUUGCAUCAGUAGAUAGCAAGAUUAGCAACCAUUUCUUUUUGUGCAACUCAAAUAAAGGUUUCAGCCUGAUUUGUAAGCAUAUUGUAAGGAUUGAGGUCUGUAUAUUAUAUAAGCCCGACUUUGGCUUUA